UUGUUGAGUUAUUAUUAUUUAUAUUUUUGGACUAGAAACAAAUACAGAACGAUCAUAGCUGUAUAAUAUUGAAAAUCAAUUUAAUCCAUUCUAUGUCCAUAUGUAAUUGGUAUGUGUGUACUAUGCCUUUCAGAGUCAUUAUGUUUAUAUGUAUAUUAUUGUUCUUAUUGUAAUGUAGCGUGAUUGUGUUCCGUGACACAUUUUAAGGGUAAACAUCAAAAAUAAAACUGUCUAAUUCACAGUUUAUUGAUAGAGAAGUUAUAUAUUUCGCAAUUCAUUUACAUUUAUAAUAAUGAAUAAUCAUUUCGAUUUUAUUAAUGGUUAGUUUACAUUUUGUAAAACAUGAAUGAAUUUUUCAUCAAACCUGAUAGAGUGUAAAUUAGGCCUCAGCAUACACAAAGGGAAAACUAAGAUCCUCAAAUUCAAAGCAGAGAAUAGCAAUCCAAUCACUCUUGAUAACGAAACUCUGGAAGAUGUAGAAUCCUUCACAUACCUGGUCAGCUGUAUCAUCGAUGAACAAGGAGGUUCAGAUGCACACCGAAAGGCGGGGAUUGACAAAAUAAGAACAGCAUUCCUACAGUUGAAUAAUAUAUGGAACUCAAAACAAUUUUCAACCAAUAAUAAAGUGAGAAUGUUCAAUACGAACGUCAAAACAGUUCUACUGUAUAUAGCUGAAACUUGAGGAACUACCAGAACCAUCACCAAA
Schistosoma haematobium is the source of this 706-nucleotide messenger RNA. RefSeq names its product Laminin subunit gamma-1. NCBI's taxonomy places the organism in Eukaryota, Metazoa, Platyhelminthes, Trematoda, Strigeidida, Schistosomatidae. The transcript has a single exon. Bases 347 to 682 code for a protein of 111 amino acids. The record is from RefSeq and is a predicted model, not a curated record.